This is a messenger RNA of Cuscuta europaea, 4029 nucleotides long. Lineage: Eukaryota; Viridiplantae; Streptophyta; Magnoliopsida; Solanales; Convolvulaceae. The record is from the annotation of a GenBank genome assembly.
GGCAAAUUUGCAACGAACUUCGGACGGAGUUCUAACGGAUGACGUCGGGAUUCGGUGGGAAUGGCGUAGGAAUUUAUUUAGCCCUGCUACGGAUAUAUCCGUCAGAAAUCUGUGGGGAAGCAUUUACAAAUUCGUCGGGAUUCCGUAGGAAAGCGGUUGGAAGUAUUUGGCUUCCGGUUCGGAUGCAAGGGAUUGGAAAGCUGUUUCGAAUCCGUCGGAAACUCGUUGGAAUUCCGUAGGGAAUAGAUAUUUUUUAAACUCACCGACAAUUAUUUGGAGAAAUCAAUUUGAAUCAAACCUUAUCCCUGCGGCCCUCCUCCAUUUAUAUUGCACUUCAAUUGCCAAGAUAAUAGGCACCUCCCAUUCAUCUUCCUAAACUAUUUUUUUUAAAUCUUGGUUUCGUCUCUAUACUUUUAUAAUGUAUAUGAUAGAUAGAAGUUGGAUGUACGAUAGAUACGAUCCAAUUUCAAAAAAUGUUUCUGCAAAUUUCAUGAAUGGUGUUGAAAGUUUUGUUCAAAUUCGCUCGUCUUCAACAUGAAUUUAGUGGCGGAGAAGAAAUUCGAUGUCCAUGUCGGAAGUGUGGUAAUCGACGAUUUCAUGCUAUUGAGGAAGUAAAGCUUCAUCUUUUUAGACAUGGAUUUAUUGCCGGUUAUGAAACGUGGACUUCUCAUGGAGAAUUGUUACAAGGUUCGACAUUUUUGAAUUCUCAAACCCCAAAUGAACAUACUACCGAAAAUGUUCAUGGAGCACAUUCAGGGAGUCAAGAUGAGACACCAUGGGGUCAAAGAAUGUUAGAAGACAUUUUCGGAGGACACGUGCCGAUAAACUCCACAAACUACGAUCCUAAUUGUGGAGAACAAAGAGGAGAUGAAUCACCAAAUGAAGAUGACAUAUCAUACUUGGCGGAUCAUUUUCAAAAUGUUUUGCAAGCUGCAGAUCAGCCUUUGUAUGAAGGUUGUAAUGAAGGCUCCCAAUUGCAAUUUGUUUCUGAAGUAAUGAGUAUCAAAUCCGAUUUUAAUGUUCCACAAGAUGAAGUCAAUCGGUGGCUGGAAUUAUUUGGUCGAUACUUACCCCGUGACAACACUGUUCCUAGAAAUUAUUACGAGACAAAAAAACUUGUGGCUGAAUUAAGUCUUCCUGUGGUGAAGAUUGACGCGUGUCCUAACGGGUGUAUGUUGUUCUGGAAAAAUGAUAAAAAGUUGGAAGUGUGUACAUUUUGUGGUGAGAAGCGUUACACAUAUGAUGCAUAUCAGGAUUGUCGGUCAAAAAGACAGAAACGAACUGCUAUUUCAGUAUUACGUUAUCUACCUUUGACAACGAGGCUGCAAAGAUUAUAUGCAUCACGCCAAACUGCUGAGUCCAUGAUAUGGCAUUCUACUCAUGAAUCAAUUGGAAAUUUGAUGGGUCAUCCUUCUGAUAAUGAGGCGUGGAAACACAUUGACAAUUUAUAUCCCGACUUUGCCUCAGAUCCACGUAACGUUCGAUUGGGAUUGUGUUCUGAUGGAUUUGCUGCACACGGGCAGUAUGGUGCAUCGUAUUCAUGUUGGCGAGUUAUUCUCACGACGUACAACCUUCCUCCUUGUAUGUGCAUGAAAUCUCCAUAGAUGUUCUUAUCUCUCAUUAUUCCUGGUCCGAUGUGUCCUAAACGAAAAAUUGAUAUUUAUUUACAACCGCUUAUUGAUGAGUUGAAACAUCUUUGGGAUGAGGGUUCUAGAACGUAUGACGUGGCAAAAAAUGAAAUGUUUUCUAUGCGAGCUGUUUUAAUGUGGACAAUUAGUGACUUUCCUGCAUACGGGAUGCUAUCAGGCUGGAGUACUGCUGGGAUUUUAGGAUGUCCUAUUUGUAUGGAAAAUAGCAAGGCUUUCCACCUUAAGUAUGGUGGAAAAGCAUGUUAUUUUGAUUGUCAUAGACAAUUCCUUCCACGCAAUCACUCAUAUCGUAGAGAUGUAAGUUCCUUCACAAAAGGAAGAAAGGAAACUAGUCGUCCACCUAUUAGAUUAUCGGGGACACAAAUAUAUGAUCGCAUAGCGGUGAUGGAUACAACAGUGGAUGAUCCCCGUGAAUUACCUGAAGGUUAUGGGACAAUUCAUAAGUGGACAAAAAAAAGUAUAUUUUGGGAUCUCCCGUAAUGGAAAAAUUUAUUAGUCAGACACAAUUUGGAUGUUAUGCACAUUGAGAAGAAUGUGUUUGACAAUUUAUUUUAUACAGUAAUGAAUGACAAAGAAAGGACGAAAGAUAACUUGAAGGCACGAAAGGAUGUUGGAAUUUACUGUGAUCGUCCUAACAUAGGUGUGACCUCUGAUUUUGUUGAUAAAAUCAAUAAGGCUGUAUACACACUUACAAGUGCACAGAGAAAAGUCAUACUUGAAUGGAUUGCUUCUAUCAGAUUCCUAGAUGGUUACACAUCUAACUUUCGUAGAUGUAUUAGUGCAGACAGUUUAAGAGUAGUGCAUAUGAAAAGUCAUGAUUGCCAUGUUUUUAUGCAAAGACUUAUCACGAUAGCGUUUCGUGAAAUGCUCCCAUAAACUGUGUGGCAGUUAAUUGCUGAGCUAAGUCAAGUCUUCCAAACCCUGUGCACACGUGUGGUAGAUGUUGAAUUGCUUAAACAAUUAGAGAAAUAUGUUAUUCUUCUGCUGUGAAACAUGGAGAAAAUAUUUCCACCGGGAUUCUUUACUGCAUCUGUACAUUUAAUCGCUCACUUACCCUAUGAAGCAAGAGUGUGUGGAUCAGUGCAAUACAGAUGGAUGUAUAUGUUUGAGAGGUUUCUUGGGAGCCUAAAAAAGAAAAUCACCAAUAAAGCGCAUAUUGAGGCAUCCAUAUGUAGUGCAUACAUUUUUGAGGAAUUAUCAAUGUUUGCCUCUUACUACUUUGAAACACCAAUACGUUCUAAACGUAUUAGACCUUCUCGAAACGAUGAUGUUGCUUCAUCUUCUUCAAGUUCAAUGAGGUUCUCAAUUUUCAAUCAUCCUGGUCGUGGACAUGGGAAGUCUACUUUACGGUACAUUGUUGGUGAAGAAUUAAAAGUUGCAUACACAUAUAUCUUACUUAAUUGUGCAGAAGUGAGACCAUAUUACGAAAUUUUUUCGGACUUCAUUGAAUCACAAGGUCACAGUAAUGUGGAUCACAUUAUCGCCAGAGACUUCUCAGAAUGGUUUAGUGCUUAUGUGAUGAAUCCUUAUAAUGGAGUUUCUGACCCCUUAAUAACAGCACUUGCGUGCGGUUUAAAUUCCCGGGCUCAAUCACGACCUGCAUACAUAGUAGGUGGUUAUACAUUCCAUACUCGAUCUUAUGGAAUUGGGAAAAAAACAUAUAAUAGUGGAGUAUGUGUUCGUUCUUCAAAUUACAAUAACUCAAGUACAGAUUGGAUCGGGACUUUAGAAGAGGUACUCGAGGUGGAAAUACUUAGUCCUCUAAAGCUACAAGUUGUGUUGUUCAAUUGUACAUGGGUUGAUCCUGUGCGUGGUAUGCGAGCACAUGACAAAUAUAAUAUUGUUGAUGUGAAGCUUGAUUGUGUUUAUCGAGUUUUUGAGCCAUUUAUCUUAGCACAACAAGCAACACAAGUGUUCUUUCUUGAAUACCCAAUGGGCCGUACCGCAUCACUACGUGGUUGGAAAUGUGCGUGCAAAGUUAGAGCAAGGAAUGUUAUUCAAGGAGAAUGGAAGAGUGUUGAUGAUGAACCAUACCAAGUUGAGGAAACUGAACCACCUCCUAUUGUUGAUGUUAUGGAGGGCUUUAUAGAGUUACAAGAUCCUGGAAUAGAGAUAGAUAUUCCUUUAGUCGAAGUUCUUCAAGCUACUCCAACUGAUGAUAUUGCUCAGAAUGUUACUGAAUACGCUGAAGAAUAUGGAGACGAAGACGAAAGAGGAGAAGAAGACAAUAAUCAAAGUGAUCCAGAUGACGUAAUAUGUGAAGAAGAUAAUAACAACUCAGAUGAAGAGGUUUAGAUGGACUUUGUAGUUUGUUUUUAUUUUAGUAGAACAAUGAAUAAUAAAUUUGUAAUUUACGGUGAUUAACUCAAUGUUGUUGAAA